UUGCCCUAGGGGUAAUUAGUGUCCUUGGAGUUAAAUAAGCUAAAACUUAGACACCUCUGGCACAGGCAAUUAUGUUUGUGUAUUGAAUAAUUGAUUCGGGGGCUGCUAAUCAGAUAUGAGCAUAAUGAAUUGAUUUAAUUAACCAGGGAACCUGAGGAAUACUGGGAAAUGUGUGCAUUUAUUCGCCAGCUAGGGACCCUAAAGGGUACAGAACCACAUAAAUUGGAGGAAAAAGCUGUUGGUCGCUGUUUGCCGGCUUUUGAGAGCGGCUGAGUGUGAUUUUUCUUUCUAGGUACCGGUUGUUGAAGGUGUGGGGCUGCUGUGUUUUACAUUAACCGAGGGGGGGGCAACAAAAAAAAGGGUCGGUUGUCACCACUUCUUUCGAUCUUCAAAGGCAGAAGAUUGUCAGCAGUUCAGCCAGCGACUCUCGUUCGCUGGAGAAGCCGAGGAGGGAGCGCCGUGCCCCGGACUCCGCUGCGUCCAGAGGACGAUGGUACUUGACAAGGAGGAAGGGGUUUGUGUCUCGUGAAAUGAAACCCGGCAAAAUAACAGCGGCGAUGGAAGCGGUGUACCAAUGCUUUCUGUACAACCAAAAGGAAAGCAGAAAGGUUGUGCUGGCUGCAAUCGCAAGAUCAAGGAUCGUUACCUGCUAAAGGCAUUGGACAAAUACUGGCACGAAGACUGUCUAAAAUGCGCCUGUUGUGACUGCCGCCUUGGAGAAGUUGGAUCAACGCUCUACACAAAAGCAAACCUAAUUCUCUGUCGUAGAGACUAUUUAAGGCUUUUUGGUACCACAGGAAAUUGUGCAGCAUGCAGUAAACUGAUCCCUGCUUUUGAGAUGGUGAUGAGGGCCCGUGAAAAUGUCUACCACUUGGACUGUUUUGCCUGUCAGCUCUGUAAUCAGAGGUUUUGUGUGGGUGACAAAUUUUUUCUGAAGAAUAACAUGAUCCUCUGCCAAAUGGACUAUGAGGAAGGGGCAAUGAAUGGAAGCUUCUCAUCACAAGUUCAAUGACUUGCCCAUGGCCUUCUAAAGUGUUGUGGGAUGUUCAACACUUAAACAAAAAUGGAGAGCAUCUGUCAGCUUGCUUGCAACACUUCAAUUAGUCCAGAAUGGAUUAAAGUAACUUUCUCCAACACUGAGCAGUUAAGAUUUUAGAUGCACAGCUGUGCUGUUUAGCUGGGCAGUGCUUUGCCUGUAUGUUUUGUGAUGUUGGGUCUGGGAGGGUAUGUACAGUGUUUCUGUAUAUAUAAACUGGAACAUUUAUUUUACAUAAAUGUAAUGCAAUUUUAUUAUUACUGGUGUGCAUUAAAGAAAAUUAAAUGUU
This is a messenger RNA of Rhincodon typus (whale shark), 1325 nucleotides long. RefSeq names its product LIM domain only 1 (gene lmo1). Bases 575 to 1012 code for a protein of 145 amino acids. Gene Ontology annotation, cellular component: nucleus. The transcript is spliced from 5 exons. Gene Ontology annotation, biological process: positive regulation of transcription by RNA polymerase II. The record is from RefSeq and is a predicted model, not a curated record. Lineage: Eukaryota; Metazoa; Chordata; Chondrichthyes; Orectolobiformes; Rhincodontidae. Gene Ontology annotation, molecular function: transcription coactivator activity; DNA-binding transcription factor binding.